AGGGGCCGUCCCCCGCUCCUCUCCGCGUCGCGCCCGCCGUCGGUGCCGGUGAAGGCGGCGGCGGUGGCGGUGCCGCCGUCUCCCACCGUCCCCCUUGCCCCGGCCCCGCGUCCCCAUGGCCGGGCAGGAGUGGGACUGGUUCCAGCGCGAGGAGCUCAUCGGGCACAUCAGCGACAUCCGAGUGCAGAACCUCCAAGUGGAACGAGAAAAUGUACAGAAGAAGACUUUUACCAGAUGGAUAAACCUACAUUUGGGAAAGUGCAAGCCUCCUCUGAAAGUGAAAGACUUGUUUAUUGAUAUACAAGAUGGCAAAAUCUUGAUGGCGCUACUGGAAGUCCUGUCAGGACAAAAGCUGAUGCACGAAUACAAAUCUUCAACCCAUCGCAUUUUCCGUUUGAACAACAUCGCUAAAGCACUUAAGUUCUUGGAGGACAGUAAUGUAAAGCUUGUUAGCAUCGAUGCAGCAGAAAUAGCAGACGGAAAUUCCUCUCUGGUACUUGGGCUAAUAUGGAACAUAAUCUUGUUUUUUCAGAUUAAGGAGCUAACAGGCAACCUUAACAGGAAUUCCUCCUCGUCCAGCCUGUCCUCUGGGCCCAGUGGUCCAGAGUCAGACACAUCUCAUCCCAGCACUCCCAGUGUGGAGAGAAACAUGUCCAUUACAGUGAAAGAUCAGCGGAAAGCCAUCAGAGCUCUUUUAAUCUGGGUUCAGAGAAAAACCAGGAAGUAUGGUGUUGCAGUUCAGGACUUUGCCAGCAGUUGGAGGAGUGGCCUUGCUUUCUUAGCUGUCAUAAAAGCAAUAGACUGUACUUUGGUAGAUAUGAAGCAAGCGCUGGAGAAAUCGGCUCGAGAAAACCUGGAGGAUGCUUUCAGCAUAGCACAAAAUAAGUUGGGUGUUCCUCGGCUCCUAGAACCAGAAGAUAUCAUGGUGGAAUCACCUGAUGAGCAGUCGAUUGUGACAUAUGUGGCACAAUUUCUGGAGCACUUCCCAGAGCUGGAAGGGGAAGACUUUACAGAUCCUGACAAGGAGCUUCCAAUUGAGUCCACCUAUGUCCGCAUCAAAGACACACCUUCAGAGAAGGAAGGCAAAAUACUGAUUUUAAGUGAAAGCGAAGAAAACUUGUAUACUGUUAACCAUGAGAGGAGUCAUCCUGCUCCUCCAAAAGUACAUAUUCAUGACACCCCUGAGAUAAUCCCGUCAGAAAACAUUGCUGAAAAAUGCAAUGGAAAACUGAGUCAUUCAGAAACAUCUGAAGAGGAGCCUCAGAGGCCUACCUCACUGAAAAUUACUGGAUCUGUCAGUUUUGAAUCCAGUUCCUCUUGGGAGGUUCUAAGUGAUAAAUUCAUGUCACAUGAAGGAAGCAUAUCUGAUGAUCCGCUGAAACUGAAUGAUGACCUUUCUCCAGCUGCUCUGACAGACCAGAAGAAUUCUGUUGAUUCUUUUGAAGACUACUCUGAAGAAUUAACUAAAGAAACCUCUACUGAAUACGAUAAUGAAACUAAGAGCCUUUCAGCCAACACUUCUUCUCUGAGUCCAUUAUCCUGGACUUCAGGUAUCCUCACAGAUGAAUCUGUAAAUAAAGUAGAAGAGUGCAAGCCACAGACUUCAAUUCUUUUACCAGAAGAUACCUCAAAACAAGAAGACACACAUAAAUAUGUUCUUCAUCUAAGUGAGGAAACAGUGAAACUUCCAGAAAAUGAACAUACAGAGCAAUCACCUGUCUUAGAGACAAAAGAAACUGAGCAUUGUUCACUCAAUCUCAAAAGCCAAGAACUAUCUACACAGCAUGAAACAUCUGAUGACUCUCUCUCAGAUGCACCUAAAAAUCCCGAUGAUCUGGACAGCUGUGAUGAAAUGGAGUCUCCAACUGAAGUGCUGUCCAGUUCUUCAAAAGUAUCCGUAAUACCCCACAAUCUCUUUUACUAUCCACAUUAUAAUGUUCCCAUAUCAGCAGUUUUGAAUGCUUACCUUGAGCCUUGUCUCGAAGGUUAUGAUACUAGCAAUGACAAAGCUUCUUCUGAAACAAUAACUGGUAGUUUACAUGAGGAGGACUUAUUAGAACAGAACUCCAAAGAAGAUAGUCCAGAGUCAGACUUAGGAGAUAAACUAAGUGUCCCUCCAUCAGAAAUGGAUACUGAGAAUGGUGAGGAGGAAACAACAGAUACUAACAGUCCUGUGGAUUCUUCUGAAGAAAAAGAAGUGCCAUUACUAGUAGGGGAAGAGUCAGAAACUGAGAAAUCUGGCAAAAUGGCCACCAACCUCGAAGAUUCCACUGUUCCACAACAUCCUGAGCAGGCCAUAGCAGAACAUCUAGAGGAUUUAUCAAAAGCCAUAGAGACACCAGAAAAGAGUAGUAACAGGGAGGAAGAAGGGGAAAGUGUGAUCAAAACAGAAGACCUGCAGAUUUUGGAAGCUGCCACUUCCUCUCUGCCACAAGAUAAACUGGAAGAAAUUGCCGAUGGUCAGGAAUUGACCAGAGACAGCGACAGUGGUUCCAACGUUUAUCUCCGAAAAAGAGCUCCGAAUACUUCUGAGAAGGAAACCUAUGGUGUAAGUGAACAGGAGACAACAGCUGUGGGUGAAAAUCCAUUCAUCAUUGGGAAGAAGGACUUGGAACCAACUGGGAUUCCAACACCAACUCAUGAGAUUACGAUUUCUGAGCAGCCGGAGCUAUUUUACUUCAUCAUUUUCUUCUGGGUGCUGGUCUACUGCCUUUUACUCCUUCCACAGCUUCUUAGCAACAAAGUUUGAUCUCUGUGAGGUGUGGAAAAAUAAACGAUGCUGGCUGGAUUGCUUUGUGUAUCUGCAUAUGAAUAUGUACCUUCAGGUGAAGCACAAACAGAAAUGCAGGACCUGGUAUUUGUGUGUUUUAUCAGGUUGUUCCUUAAUUCCUCUGCUGUUGUGCUCUGACAGUGUCUGGGCACAUUUUAUAUGAUGAUAAUUGUGUACAUAUAUAUAGAAAUUACCUGAUUUAGUAGAUGCAAUUUUGUACAUUUGUGCCUUGCUUUAUAAGAUGCUAAAUAAAACCAGAUAAUUAUCAGUAGAAAUAUUAACAAUUCAGAGCUCUAGUCUUCAAAAAUAAUUCUUCUGGCUUAUUUACUUAUGUAGGGCCUGACACCUGUGGAAGAGGGGUGAUGUUGACUUGCCCAUGAAUCUGACUCAGCUGCAAGGGCAAGGCUAGGAAUGCUUUGUCACAUUUUCCAUGGAAUUCUUUGAGAGAGCUGGAGGCAGAGCUGAGCUGCAGGUGCUGGAAUGCUCUUACCCCAGUAAUUAUAAUUCCUAUGGCAAUCCAGCAGAGCAACAAAAUCGAGAUGAGGAGUUUAUUUGGGUAGGGGAGUCUGGUGCCUUUAGGAUUUAAAUUAUUCUUACCCUGCCCUUCUCAUUGCGUUUAAUUUGCAGGAAUAGGCUGGAUGUGUAGAAAGGUGGAGAACAGACAUGCUGGCUGCUUCUUAGGAGGGAUCAUACAGGAAAUCUCAGCACAGAAACUCCUGUAGAGAAUACUGAAGAAAUAUACCCUUGAUAUGUUGCUGAUGCUGACCAUCUUUGCUGAGAUGCUCAGAUGGUCAGGAAGGUUAAUAGUUCUAUCAGGAACAGAUGCUAUGGUUUUGGUCUUGCUUUUGUACAAAAGUAUCUGACUACUUCUGAGGCUGCUUCUGCUUUUCUUUGCUGCUUUUAGGUACCAUGUCACAUGAAGAUUCCUUAGUUUGGCUGAAAACUAAGCCAGGACAAAGAUCCACCUUAUGCUAAAAUAAAAUACAUAAAACUUACAGCCACAUAUUUUAACUGUCAUUUGAUAAAAAAUAUGAAAGCCCUCCAUUUCUGAAGCACGUAAAGACACGUCAUAAUAUAGGACAGUUUCUCUGUAGGUAUUUAAAACCUGUUUGUAGUCAUGUUAUCUGAUGGGGUAAUCAUUACCCAACCACGGGUAAGGCGAUCCAGGGUAGAGAGUAGAGAGUGAUUACAUUGGUACAGUUAACUGUGCAUAGAAAGAGGCUGAACUCUUCUGGAGGUUUGCCAUAACUUGGGACUGUAAAAAAUUGCAUCUGUGUAAAAGCAGCAGCUUUGUUCAUCUAAACUGACUUGUGCAUGCCAGAACCUCUUCUUCCACAGUGCAAGAUCCAGUCCCUCAGUGCAAGUGCCCUUGCUUCUUCUUGGGCUUUGCGUCCUAUUCUAAGCUUAGGGUCUAAAAGCCCAAUGGUGAAGCAUCUGCUAUAACAAAGCCUGUUUGAGCUUGCUGGCUAGAAGACUGCCUUGAGUUAAGGGAGGUUUUAAGGGCUGGUGGGGAACUUUAUCAUCUCUCCAUUUUCCAACAUAAAGCAUGCACUAUCUGAAUGUGGACAGUUUUCCUGGGUUUUUUUUUUUCCUUAGUUUUUUGAGAAAUGCUGAGCUUGAGCUGACUGCAUUUGGUACUUUUGAUUUAGCAGCAGAAUUCAGAUAUACAGGGGUACUAAUCUAUUAAGACCCUUUCUAAACCCCAUUGUUGGCCAAAUGUGUGGGUAGCAGAGUAUUGUCAAGUCUAAGUGUCAGGGAGUGUUUGAGGGUCACUGGAUGAAGGAUGUUUGGUAUGGCCAGAAGCACCGUUAGAGAUUGUGAGACAGCUGCAACAGGAUGAUUUGAUGUUACUGUAGUUGUGUAACUUAACUGCAAAGCAUUUCAUUGUGAUUUUACAGAAAAUACAAAGAAAAGGUAUUCUGUUAAAACAGAACCCUGCUAAAUAUAAGUGGGACAGAUGUCUUAGAACUGAAGAAGUGAGUUAAGUAGUCACAAAAUCUACAAGGUGAAUUGAAUGUACCUUUUCCUAAACAGUAGGAAAUUAUCGGUGCAAAAAGAGCAAGCACAGGUUACAGUAAAAAAAGACAAUCAGUUUUUAAUGCCAUGAAUAUUUUUGAUGGAUUGAGCUCUAAAAGGUAUUUUUAUUGAGUUUCUAGAUUGUAAUGAAUGUGUCUACAGAAUUUUAUGCAAAGCUUGAAAGUUCAGCUGUUUUAAAAUGAUUUUUUUAUAUAGCAGUGAUUAUUUUAUCUAUAUAUUUAAUAGAAUGAUUUUAAGAGUACAUGUAAAAAUCUAUGUAUGUGAUAGGAUUAUUUAUUAAUAAUGACUCAUGAGAAUGAACAUUCAGCUAUGUAUCAGCUGUGUCAUCCGUCUGGAAACUGGGAUCAGGAGAAGAACAGUAGACCUGAAAAACAUCAGAAGUGGUUGAAUGCAAUCGUGUGAUUCUUUAAGCUGCACAGCAGUAUGUCGUUUUGUGAUGUUAAACUUUCAGCAAAAGUUGCAAAAUAUACCAAGCCAUUAAGCUACUUUCUUCCAUUAAAGUUUCCUGAGGCUGAAAUUUCUACAUGUUGAUAUUUGGUGUCUAAACACAGUGAAAUCCUUUACAUCACCUGGAGACUGUCAAUUUAUUCCAACUCGGUAUGACUGUGACUUCUUUAUCCAUGAAAUGCUCCACUGAGUUUAUGGGGGCCCCAUGAAUUACCCAGCAGGGUUUUUUUAGGGUUUCCUGUACCAGUCCCCAGAGAAUCAGAGCUUUAGAAGAUUAUUCUGGCCACUGUAUGUGGUAUCAUAUUCAGCCAUCCAACAAGAUAAUAGUUUUGAUAGUGCAUUAUCACUUAUCACUAGCUUUAAGUACUUGGAGACCCUUACUGCCAAGCUCAAACUUGAAUGCAUCCAGUGAUGUGUUCAGUUCCUCUACUUCUGUGGAAGUCAAUACAGCACUUCUGUGUGCUAAGCACACACUACAGGAUCUGGCUCUGAGGACACUUCAGUCGACAUUAAUCCCAUAGGCCAGGAAGUAGCUGAAGCUUAUGUACUGCCCUGAGCACCGGAUCCCCUCAGAUCCAAUGUACACAAACAAUUACGCUGACUUCAGUAAACCCCCUUGUAUGCAUAGCAUUUGUUUGCCUAAAUUCUGCAUGAUCAACCCUCUCUUUGUUUUAGGAAGGUAACAUCCACUUCCCUUUCUGAUUAAGAGUACAGCAGUGGGAAAUGAGCGUCUGGAAGACAAGGGUGAGAUUACAGGCUGGGAUGUGGCUGUGGAAGUUCCCAAACCACUAGAGCUGAAACCGGUUACCCUGACAAUAGGUUGCCUGCUGUCUUCCAUUAAGAUAACAGGUAGUGGACCUAAAUGGAGGCAAAAAAUCCCUAAGUUGUUGUAGUUCCACAUUGUGCUGGUUUCUGUGAGGUAAAUAAUACCAAAUUCUUGUCAGCAUACCACCGUUAACAGUAAUUCAUAACUGCCCAACUUACUAUGUCUAAACAGGACUUGCAGUGUGGCUUGUCCCAAGCUUGUGAAGUGUACUUGUGCAUUAAAUGAUACAGAACAGUCAUAUUCUGACUCAGCUCUUCCACUUAGUGGCACUUUUGAUGACUUUCCAGGCAGCUUCCACUGGUGAUGUUGUGAAAACAAGAACAGUGUUACUUUCUCACUGUGAGGAAAAUGUCUGGCUUUGUGUGUCUAGAACACAGAGUGGGCUUUGGGGUGAUUCAUACACUUUUUUCUAAAUGAAAAAUUAGAAGGAGCAGUUAAAAUAAUUUUACCUUGAUAAGAAAUACUAAAACCUACCAUUCCAAGAAAGGCUAGAUCCUGACCUCCACUGCUUUGUUCAGGUCAAGGAAUAUUUUAUUCCCGAAGUAGAUUCAUUCCAUUUACUGGGCCUUUCUGGGAUUUCUGAUUCACAGAAUCCAUUUGCUCUCUGUCCAAGGGCCAGUUCAAACGGGGAUCCUGAUCCACAGCCAUUCCUAGACUGUAACAUAAAAUCACCAUUGUUUAGUUUGAAAUGACUGGUCUGAUUGAAACCACAAACUUUCAAAUUAUAUGCUGCUCAUUUCUUUUUUUUUUGAGAGAGAAACAAUGCAGUCAUUUUAAAUGCCAAAUAGCUCAGACUAUUCAAAUAGGGAUUUUUAUUUUAAUUAAAAAAAAAAACAAUUUCUUUUGUCUUGAACAAAAUAGUUCAGCAGGCAAACCACUUUGUGCUAUUGUACUCUGCUGUGUAAAGAACUGAAGAAAGUGCUCUAUCCUUCCUGGUAAAAGUUCUUCAGUUUAAAAUGCAAUCUGUAAACUACUAGACUUUGCUGAAGAUUUAAUGAGAGACAUUUGGAGAAAUAAUUAGGAAGUAAAGAAUGUAACAGUUAAAAUACAGUUCUCUUUGGCAAGUGGUGAGGAAUGAUGGUUAUUUAAGGAAGAACAAAUGCUGGGGGAAUUUGAGUGGUAUCAAAAGACGUACUGAAGGAGAUGCCUUUUUGUGUACUUUCAAAUACAUUUCUUCUGAAUGCUUUCAAUCAGUGGUAUGUACUGGAUGUUUGCACUUGUUGCUCAAAGCUAAUUUUUGUGAGAAAGAAAUAUAUUCUUCUGUAUAGUUGGUACAUUAGAAAAGAAAAUGUUUUUAGCAACUGUUAUGCUGUAAUAAGAAUAGUAUUUACUAGUGAAUAGUUCCACUUUAUUUUAUAAAAUGUCCCAUUUUGAAAUAAAUGGACAGGCUUCCUGUA
Molecule: messenger RNA, 7477 nt
Organism: Pogoniulus pusillus (Red-fronted tinkerbird)
Lineage: Eukaryota; Metazoa; Chordata; Aves; Piciformes; Lybiidae
Gene: CLMN
Product: calmin
Exons: 13
Coding region: 116-2749 (877 amino acids)
Biological process (GO): nuclear migration
Cellular component (GO): meiotic nuclear membrane microtubule tethering complex; nuclear outer membrane; cytoplasm
Molecular function (GO): actin filament binding
Source: RefSeq, a predicted model, not a curated record